UUGGCAUCGCUGCUCUCCUCUAUUACUCUCUCUCUCUCUCUCUCACUCUGUGUCUCAGAAAAAUAAUUUUGCUUACAAUUAUUAUUUUUUUCGUUGGGUUUUCCCCAAAAAUAAAAUAUUUGCUGUUAAUUAGGAAGAUACUGAAACGAAAGAGAAGGCAGAAAAAAGGAGCUUCGCUUUUAUUUUUGGUAUUUAUUAUAUUUUUUUAUUGUUUAUUUAUUUUCUGGGGCUAAAAACGGUGAGAGAUGCGAUCCCGGACCUUACACUUGGAGACAGAGAGAAGAGAGAAAGAGAGACCAAGCAGGGACUUUGUUGGCAUCGUCCAUGUCGAACUAGUCCAUAAAGCAAUUGAGUUUGCCAGCUGAAUCGUGGUCGUUUUGUCGGGCAAGGAGGUUUCACUUCUGGUUUUGAACCUGUGUUUUCACGGCGAAACGAAACAAGAAAAAAAAAAAAAAAAAAAAAAAGGGAAUUGGGGUCUACUUCUUCUGCUGUUGGAAAACCCUAGGUCCGUACACCCGACCUGGUCUUUCUGCUUAUUGUUUUCCCCAAGAAAUUUCUGUUCAUCUUUGGAAUGCAUCUAUGUUAAAUGUUAAGUUGAUCUGGUGAGGAUAACUCCUGGUUCAAAAUUGAUGGUGUUACCCUGGACUUUUCCUGAUGAUAUGAGAGUUAGGCUGGUGCAAAUAAUAUGUCUGCGCUAGUUCCUACUAAUAGUGACUGGGAAUUAUAAAUUUUUACUGGUUUCAUGUUGUAUUUGAUGGUGUGCAGUGUUGGUUUGGUAACUUCAGUUAAGAGUUGAAGUGAUGCAGUAAUAUUGUUUCUACAUUUGUGAUAGUAGAUCUUGUUUUCAUUGUUUCAAGUAUUUUGGGGUUUUCAAGUUUAUUUGGCUUCGAAGGAAUUAUAUAUCAUCUCCAUGAAGUCACUGAAUUCUUCUACUAUUUUUUGUUGACCAAAAGAAGAUGCUACCAAAUUGGAAAAAACCUCUCAUAAACUUGAAACUUGCCUCCUUGUUGUGCUUUGAAUUCAUGUUCUCUGGCAUAUGUAGGAGUAAAGAGGGUGUCAACCGUGUUAUAUAAGAAGAAAGCAUGGAGCAUGUUAUGGAGAAAAGAUAUCCUGUUGAUGCAAAAGAUUAUAAGUUGUAUGAAGAAGUUGGUGAAGGGGUCAGCGCCACUGUGUAUAGGGCUCUCUGCAUUCCAUUUAAUGAGAUAGUUGCAAUCAAAGUUCUUGAUCUGGAAAAAUGUAAUAAUGACCUGGUACGUGUGAGAAUAGCUCUUGAUGGUAUCCGGCGAGAGGUACAGACAAUGACCUUGACUGAUCAUCCAAAUUUACUACGUGCUCAUUGCUCUUUCACUGCUGGGUACAACCUUUGGGUCGUGAUGCCAUAUAUGGCAGGGGGGUCAUGUCUGCACAUUAUGAAAUCUGCUUAUCCAGAAGGUUUUGAAGAGACUGUUAUUGCUACUUUACUGCGUGAGGUUCUCAAAGCUCUUGUUUACCUCCAUGCACAUGGGCACAUUCAUAGAGAUGUGAAGGCUGGUAAUAUAUUAAUUGACUCUAAUGGUGCAGUCAAGUUAGCUGACUUUGGAGUGUCUGCUUGCAUGUUUGACACUGGUGACAGGCAGCGUUCUAGAAACACUUUUGUUGGAACUCCUUGCUGGAUGGCUCCUGAAGUUAUGCAGCAACUGCAUGGAUAUGACUUUAAAGCUGACAUCUGGUCAUUUGGAAUUACAGCACUUGAACUUGCUCAUGGCCAUGCCCCAUUUUCGAAGUAUCCACCAAUGAAAGUUCUUUUGAUGACUCUACAAAAUGCACCUCCAGGUCUUGACUAUGAAAGAGACAAGAGAUUCUCAAAGUCUUUUAAGGAACUGGUAGCUGCGUGCUUAGUGAAGGAUCCAAAGAAGCGUCCAACCUCAGAAAAGCUUUCGAAGCACCAUUUUUUCAAACAUGCACGCUCAAAUGAGUACUUGGCCCGUGCAAUUCUAGAUAAUCUCACUCCAUUAGGUGAUCGUUUUAGGAUGCUAAAGGCGAAGGAGGCCGAUCUUCUUGUGCAGAACAAGGCUCUCUAUGGGGAUAAGGAGCAAUUAUCACAGCAAGAGUACAUUCGAGGAAUCAGUGCGUGGAAUUUUAACCUUGAGGAUCUGAAAAGUCAGGCUGCCCUUAUUCAGGAUGAUGACAUUUCACAUGCAGAAGAUCCACAUGUGAAUAAGAAGGUAAGGGAAAUCUUGGAAGAUGUUAGGUUUCCAGCAGAAAGGGGUCCACCUGAAAUGUCUAACCAAUCAAAUGCUACACCUAGCCAAGAGGAUGGGAUCAAUGGUCUUCCUGAUUUGGAGAGUUCUUUUGCUUCAUUUCCUAUUAAACCUCUUCAAGCACUUAAAGGCUGUUUUGAUGUAUGUGAGGAUGAGAUGAGUGCGAAUAGUCCAAGAACCAUGGAUCGAGAAAAUGGAAGAAAUGAUGGGGAAUGUUCUGGGCAAAAUAAUGUUUUACCACGUCAUGUCAUGCCCGAACAUAGAAAGUUUUUGAGUGGUUCUCUUCUACCGGAUAAUGCUCUUUCUCCUAGAAAGGGUAUUGGUGAUGGGGAUAGGGAUUAUGCACAAUCAAAAUUUCAAGCAGAACGUAACUAUAGUGGGCCAUUGCUGUAUCGCCAAAAGCGAGAUUCCAAUAACUCUUCGUCUGCAGAGGAUACAUCAGAAGGAGCAGUUGUCCAACGUAAAGGGCGCUUUAAAGUCACAUCUGCAGAGCUCAGUCCCAAGGGUCUUACAAAUUGCUUCUUUAACCCAAUUUGUGGAGGUUUGACUAGUCCAACUGCCCUGAACCUUACGGCCACGAGUGUUCUCCCAUCAUUACAGUUCAUUCUGCAGCAGAAUUCCAUGCAAAGGGAAGAGAUAAUUAAAUUGAUCAAGUAUGUGGAACAAACCUCUGGCAAGCAAGCUGAAUCAGCUGAGGCAGGAGCUGGUGACCUUUUGCAGAUACCUCCUGCCUCCUCACGAGAGAGAGAGCUGCAGUCUCAGGUGAUUCAUUUACAACAGAGCAUUGGAAGCCUUGUUGAAGAAUUGCAAAGACAGAAAUUGAAGAAUGUCCAGUUAGAAAGACAACUGAAUGCUUUGGUCAACAAAGAGUAAGUUUGAGAAAGAAAUUUGGUGCUGUCACUACCAGACCAUUGAGAAACCCUGGUCAACAAAGGGGAGACGAUAAGAGAAGAAAACGAAGCACGGAGUCGAUGUCAUUAGGACUGCCUAAAAGAAAUUUUUACCAUGUGGCAAGGUUUGUGAGGCUGCAACCGUUGUGCAAAAUAUACGAGGUUGUUUUCUUCUUCUUCUUCUUCUUCUUCUUCUUGUAUUUCUAGUGUACCAUAUGUGUGAAUGGUGUGUUAUGCAGACAACGAAAUUUUGAGAUGCUUUUCUUUCGAGUCUCAAAUUGUGUAACAUGUAAUUUAUUUACUCAUUUUGUAAUUAUAUUAACAGUUUAAAAUGUCUCCCUCUGUUGUCACACGCAUACUCGCGCAACAUAGCAUACUCGUGCAACAGAGUAUGCUCCCUUUGAUUAUCAGUUAGAGUUUGUUUGUUUCA
This is a messenger RNA of Ziziphus jujuba (common jujube), 3560 nucleotides long. Its product is annotated as serine/threonine-protein kinase BLUS1. Gene Ontology annotation, molecular function: ATP binding; protein serine/threonine kinase activator activity; protein kinase activity. Bases 1083 to 3113 code for a protein of 676 amino acids. Lineage: Eukaryota; Viridiplantae; Streptophyta; Magnoliopsida; Rosales; Rhamnaceae. Gene Ontology annotation, biological process: protein phosphorylation. The record is from RefSeq and is a predicted model, not a curated record. The transcript has 21 exons.